This is a messenger RNA of Dendrobium catenatum, 1255 nucleotides long. Its product is annotated as chitinase domain-containing protein 1. Gene Ontology annotation, cellular component: extracellular region. Gene Ontology annotation, biological process: carbohydrate metabolic process. Gene Ontology annotation, molecular function: chitin binding; oligosaccharide binding. The record is from RefSeq and is a predicted model, not a curated record. Lineage: Eukaryota; Viridiplantae; Streptophyta; Magnoliopsida; Asparagales; Orchidaceae.
GAACUCUAGAGGUUAUGAAGUGGCAAAGGAGUUCACCUCUAAAUUCACACAUAUAUCACCGGUUUGGUAUGAGCUAAAAAGUCAAGGGAAGAAGCUUUUUUUGGAUGGACGGGAUAAUGCUGACAAGCGUUUGGUUAACGAUCUCAGCAAGAAUGGAAAUGUUCUGGUGCUACCUAGAGUUGUUCUUGAAGCAUUUCCGGCAGAUCUGUUGCUUAAUAGGAAACAAUGGAGUAAGGCAUGCAACAUCAUUCUAAAAGAAUGCAGGGAAAUGGAGUAUGAUGGUAUUGUUCUAGAGUCUUGGUCAAGGUGGGCGCGAUAUGGUGUCCUGCAUGAUCCAGAGAUGCGUAAGAUGGCAUUGGAAUUCAUUAAGCGACUAGGGCAGGCAAUGCAUUCUGUGAAUUCAAUGAAAAAUGCCAGUCAUCACCUUGAGUUGAUCUACGUCAUCCCUGCACCUCAUUCACAAAAUCUCGCUGAAUAUGAUUUCGGGCCUCAAGAUCUGCAAGAACUUAGUGAUUCUAUAGAUGGUCUCUCUCUAAUGACUUAUGACUUCUCAGGACCACAAAAUCCAGGUCCUAAUGCUCCUCUGAGUUGGAUCCAUUCGUCUAUGCAGCUGCUACUUGGCGGAAAUAAUGAAGGCGGUCUUGUCAGCCAUGCCCAUAUGAUCUUUCUUGGCAUGAACCUCUAUGGGAAUGAUUUCGUACUUUCUGAAGGCUCAGGUGGAGCUAUUAUUGGUAGGGAUUACUUGUCACUGCUGGAGAAGCACCGGCCUGCGCUUCGUUGGGAUGAAAAAAGCGCAGAACAUUUUUUCAUUUAUUCGCAUGAAAAUCUUCAGCAUGCUGUUUUCUAUCCGUCCUUGAAGUCGAUUUCCAUGAGGCUGGAUGAAGCCCGGGCUUGGGGAGCCAGUCUUUCCUUAUGGGAGAUUGGACAAGGGCUAGACUAUUUUUAUGAGCUCCUCUAAGCUUUAUACCAAGCAUUCAUUUUAAUAAAUUGUUUUGCUAUAAUUCGCCUCUUUUGGUAUUAAGAUUGACAAAGCUUAUAAAAUGUUGACUGUAAAUUAUUUAAGCACAUCUUGACACUUCAAAGUGGCCCAUAAAAUGUCCUGAUUAUCGGUGACUCUAAAAAGCUGUAAAAUCUUUUAAAAGCUCCAAUGGCAUCCAAGGAAAGUCUACUUACAGACUAGCACAAUCUGAUUUUGAUUUGAAUCAGAUUUAUAACAUAAGCUGUGAUUUAAAGUUCCCAUAAAAUCUUUGAAAUA